Molecule: messenger RNA, 1214 nt
Organism: Patella vulgata (common limpet)
Lineage: Eukaryota; Metazoa; Mollusca; Gastropoda; Patellidae
Exons: 3
Coding region: 132-908 (258 amino acids)
Source: RefSeq, a predicted model, not a curated record
CCUUCUCCUCAUUUCAGCAGUAUUGGAAUACUGACUAUUGGCUGUUAAAAGUGGACGAGCCGUCUAACUGUGCGGAUUUAUAUCUUUACCAUAAAUUAAGGAUAAUAUUGAUUUUUAACACGAUAUUCAGAAUGCCUAAACCCGAGUUAACAGAUAUAGAAGAGAUAGUAAAGACAUGGGCCUGGACAACGUUCCUACAGACUAGAACAAAAGAGAACAGUAAACUACGAUUUGAGGAUGUAAUUUUGGAAGUGAAAUGGAACAGAGUCAGAUUUACAAAUUCUUUACCUGAAUAUAAAGAUGAACGAAAACUAGAAAAACCCAAUUCACAGGUUGUGUUUAAAUCAACUUAUGAGAACUGGACAGAUCAUGAUCAAGCACAUUCCUUCCAGACUGAGAGAACGACGGUCUCUAGUUGUACUACAGAAGUAUCCAAGGGUUUCACUAAAGGUUUUCAUCUAGAGGUCAAAUUGGGUCUUCCUGAAGAGGUUGCUGGGGCAACGGCAGGUUUCGGUCGCGAGGUUAAUAUGGAAACCGUAGACGAGAACACUCACGAGGAAUCUAUGACGUGGUCGAUUAAUAGCUCCAUCAAUGUGCCGCCAAAACACACGACAACUGCUGAACUUGUAGUACGUGAACAGGAAUUUAACGCAAGUUUCAAUAUGAACGUCAAUAUUAAAGGACGUGUUUUAGUUGUUGUAACAAAUCUUAAAGACAAUAAUUCAUUCGUUCAAUCUAUUGAAGGUGAUUUCAGUGAUAUAUUAAAGAAACAUGGCGGCGAUAAUAGCAACAAAACUUACGUCAUCGAGAAUAAAUCUGUGAAAUGGCCAUUGGUCGGUACGUGUAAAUUUAGAUUUGGAAUCGAACAACAUGUCCAACUUCGUGAAAGUCCGUUAUGCGAAGAUUAAAUUUGUGAUAUUUUAUAUUAUUCUAAUGAACUUCUUUUAGAUACUUUUCCAAAUGGUGGUACUUCUGAUUGGCAUAAUGCACGUAGUUUCAAGAUCGCUUUUACCCUUUUUCAAUAAAAUUCGAAUUAGGUCUAUUAAAAACCUAUACAUCACAAGACAUUCCUUUUCGUGGAUAUUACUAUACUAUCUAUAGACGAAAAUGCUUAUUUUGAACACGAGAUGUUGUUAUAUAUAUAUUGCUGUAGAUUAAACUUGUGUUCACCAUAUGAUGCUUUUUAUGCAAUAUGAAUAAAUAAUUUACAUUUA